UGCUUGAAGCCGCAGCCGUGGAAGAGCAGCCCCCACCCCCUGGCUUGCAGCGCCUUUGGGCUCGGAGGGGAACCCUUACCGCCCCACCCCCUCCUGAGGAGGAACUGCUCGAGGACAUUUUCCCUUCCAGCGCAGGCUGAAGAUGAACUGCCAGUGAAGCCACGCUGUUGCAGCCCACAACCUGUUCAUGCUGCUCCUCAGUUGUGUGAAAUUUGUCAGGGAAAGGAUGCAUAUAUUGAAAAGAGUCAGUCGCUCUAUCUGGAUGGCGCAAUUCUACGAGACAUUCCAGCUCGCUACGUUAUACCUGCUCUCAAACCACAUGAGAUUCCAGCUGUGGGCGUAUGGGUAGAUCCUCGUAUAGUGCCAGGAUUCCGAUACAGAGUCCAUCCUCUUUCAUCCCAGAGCACUAGAAGGCAAAAGUAUCUGUUCGGGGGUAGAGCACUUGUGUUGGAAAGCAUUGGCCGAGGCUAUUCACGAAGAUUAACUUUCCAAGCUGAUGAAAAUAAUCUCAAUGAAAACUCUAAUUACUUCUGGGCUGAUUCAAACCCUGAGGGAUUUGCUUUUGAAAUAGAAGCAGUGUCUGCUGGAGACAAAUUCACCUUGCAUGAUGCCAACCAUCUUCCAAUUGCUUCACUUGAAGUUCUACAGUGUCAGAAACCACAAGAAGAAGUAAGACAUACUGUUCUUGAUGAUGGUGUAGUAGAGAAGACCAUCCGUGUACGUGCUUUGUGCAAGGCAGAAUGGUUUGAUGAUGGUCAAGCUCCACCGGUAGUGCCUGUGGAUGGUCUGGCAGUAGUAACAAGAUCACGAGGUGCAGCAGCUGCCAAUGUGGUUCGCCUUACUGAUGUGCGUGUUGGCAGUCACCACAAACGUGGUUUCACAUUGGAGCCAGGAGUGGAUGAAAGACUGAGGUGCAUCACUGUACGCUGUGAUGACAUUCCUACUGCCUACACUGUCACAGGACUUGAGGCUUAUGAACUCCCUGUAGUAGGUACAUACGUUGACCCACGUAUUGCACCUGGAUUCUGUUACCGUGUACGCCCAGCAGGCAGCAAGAGGCACUUGUUCGGUGGACGUGCCCUGCGCUUGCUUAAUAUAGGCAUGGGAUAUGGUAAGAGAAUAACAUUUGCACCUGAUCCUGACAACCUCAAUGAACCAGCAAACUAUUUCUGGAGUGAUUCUCAUCCAGAUGGUGUGGGUUUUGAGCCAAGAGCUGUGCAUACGGGUAUGAGGUUUGCUGUUGUGGCAGAUGGACAGCGUGUGGGGGAGGCUUCUGUGUUCAGAGCUGAUGCAGCUCAGCAGGAGGAGAAGCAAGAGCUGGUGAAGCUCGGUAAUAAGACUGCACUUACAAAAUAUAUUCAUGUGGAUGUGACAUGUCAUGUGUCUUUGUCCUUGACUGAUGCACCAGAGCCCCACGUUAUGAGAGUAUCAGGGACUGCUAUUAUUCGACGUGAUCCUGGUCAGACUGAAGCUAAGCUAAUUAAAGUGGAAAAUGUUGGGCUAUCGUCACAACUCAACAUUCUCUUUGUGAUUCAAGAAACUCACCUAGAGUUUCAUCCAUUGUAAAGAUUACAUCCACAGUUAUCUAUUAUGGAUUGUUUUACAAUGCAGGAAAUUUUGAAUCAGUAUUCUUAAAUCACUAUAAAAUAAGUCUGCAUAAAUUUUUAAUUGCAACAUCUCGGAAUUAUUUAUCUUUUUAUAUUUAAUGCAUGUUAAAACUAGAGGACAUAUAAAUUUCUCUGUUGCUAAUGAUCUGAAAUGUAAUUGCUUAAAAUAUUUAUUUAUCCAAAUGAUGACCUGAAAGAUGAUGUGUGAGUUGUUUCUCAAUGUUGUUGCUGCAGGCAUAUCUUUUUAAGUCUAAUCAUUCCAUUUGAAAUACAGCAAAAAUAUCAGCUAUAUUAUCAACGAAAACUACUGUAUUUUUCAGUGUUAGUAACAAGAGGAAGUAUUAGCAUGAGAACUGCUUAAGAAUUUUACUGAAGUUGAUUCCAAUUUUUGGUUGGAACUUUAUAAAUGUCUUGUUUUGAAACUUAAAUAUUUGUACUGAAAACAGUGCGUGCUCAAUAUUUUAUUUAUUGUUCAGUGGCCUACACAUUUAUUGGACUUUUUGAGCUGUUUUGUUGCAUUGGCUUUUAAUUUAAUGACAGUAUGUUGCCCAAAUCAAUGUUUUUAUGUUUCGAUCUGUAUAACUGUUUUGUACAAAUAAAGUUGGAUAAAAGCAAA
Molecule: messenger RNA, 2223 nt
Organism: Schistocerca gregaria
Lineage: Eukaryota; Metazoa; Arthropoda; Insecta; Orthoptera; Acrididae
Exons: 7
Source: RefSeq, a predicted model, not a curated record